Molecule: messenger RNA, 1332 nt
Organism: Rhagoletis pomonella (apple maggot)
Lineage: Eukaryota; Metazoa; Arthropoda; Insecta; Diptera; Tephritidae
Product: probable serine/threonine-protein kinase DDB_G0282963
Exons: 3
Coding region: 1-936 (311 amino acids)
Source: RefSeq, a predicted model, not a curated record
AUGUAUAAAUGUACAAUCAACUCGCCACUUGCCGGCGUGCAAAAACUUUUAACAAAACUUUCCUCUGCUCUUAGCAUUAAGCGCAAAUACAAAAGUCCUCGCCAUCAACUCAACAAAUUCUCUGAAUUUUCUUUGCAGGACAAAACAGCGCAACACCAACAAGAGGAUGCGUUUAAUCGCGAAAGCAGCGAAGAAGAUCAGGAUGACGCCUUCCAUCGUUGGCUCACGUCCACCGAAACGAACAACAACAACAACAACAACAACAAACACAAUACUACCAGCAGCAGCGAUACAAAUAACAAUUCCAUGGAGGACAGUGCGACACCAGCACGUCGCAAAAAUUUGUUUAGUCUCGCUGAGGCGCAAAAUAAUAAUGCAACCAUAGCAACCAAAACAUUGAAUUGUACUAAUCCACAGAGGGGAGGCAACAAGGGCAACAGCAGCAACAGUAGCAGCAGAAACAAUAACAAUAGCACAAUUGACAACGUAUAUUUUCGCAGUUCCUACAAUGACUACAGCAGCGAAUACAAUGGCAGUGUGGUGAAUAUCGAUAUAUUGCUCACCACGGCGGAUGAGCAACAACAGCAGCAGAAGGCGGAUUUAAUUACGCAACCAAGCAGUAAUUCACAACAGACGACAGGCACAGGAGCAGCAGCAGCAGUGGUAGCAGCUAGCAACAUCUCCGGCUUAGAGGUGACUACAAAUACAACAACGCAUCCCAUUGCCAGCGUGCAAACGAGCAGUCCAGAGCGACAAUGCAAUGUUAUGGGCACGUUGUACAAAAUCGGCGAUGUACUGCCACAGGAUACCGGAAAUUGCCUGCAAUGUGUGUGCAUAGAUGGCUCGACGAGCGAUGACACGCCGCGCGUCACCUGCAGUCCGCACAAUUGUCCGCCGCUAGUGCUGCCAGAUCUCUUCGAUGCGACAGGAUAUUAAGCAGCACGACAGAUGACUGCAAAAAUCAACCAAUAAUAACAACUACAUACACAAGUCAGCUCAUUCGAUGCAUCGCUGUGAAUUCACUCAAACCCACGCACACAUCAACACACACAUACUCACAAUGGACAAAGGCGAAAAAUUCUAUAUGAGUGCAUCACUACUGAUGAUAGUGGCAGUAUCAAUAACGAUGCGUUUCGCUGGCAGAUAGCUCAUCAACUAUAGCAACUGAUGUCGUUGAAUGUUGAAAGCUAAUAAAUCAAUAAUCUUCGGUCAAACCAAAAAGUACCGUCAAGGCAUAUCCCCCAACAAAUCAAACUUUCAAAGAAACAUCACGUUAAACGUAUUCUUACACAAACCUUUAUAUACUAUAUAUGUAUGCUGGCGAAAUAAAAU